UCACGAGGAAACAUUCAAUUAACCUCGGCGGUAGAGCAUACAUUGCUCUUUAGAACCGUAAAGGCGAAUUUGCAUUUCCCAGAAAUGGAACGGCUGCGUCACAUUGACGUAGCUUGCUAGCCAGAAGACUUAUUUAUGCCACAUUUACAGGGUGCUGUGCAGAGGGGAGAGAAUGCAUGACAUGCACACAAGUCUGGACCAUCUCGGUAAAGACCAAACUGCGCCCGCGAAAUGGACGGGUCAGAAAUCUAUCUCGGAGAGCUGGGGAAAGAGCUCUUACAUACAGUCGCUUGCCAACAGUGCUGCAAAACAAUUAACUCCAUCGAUGUUCAGCUGUCACGCCCGCAUGCUCACCUGUGCAACGGUAACAUGCUGCUCGUGAAAUUUGCAAGCGGCGGAAAAAACAAAGGUCAGAAGAACGCGCCGCCAAAUCGCGACGUCUGGAAGGUAGCCCGACGUCGGCCGACUUGUUGUCAGCCACACAAGUACUUCGUGUGCUGGCAUUUUAACCUGAAAGAAGGCUGCUCGGUGCAUCGGGCCAGGUGUACGUUCGCAUGGUCAGAGGAGGAAGUCGCCCUUUGGAGCUUUGAGAAAAAGCACAAGUGCACUCAGGCACAGAUGAUCGAAGCUGCACGGAGGAAAAUCAGAGAACAAAGUUCAAAGGGCACGGCAGCCACUGGUGCCGCUCCUGAACAAGACACAAUCUCAGAGGUGGCAAUUAAACAAAUGGAUGAGUUUGGUGGUACGUUCAGAGAAAUUUGCUGCCAGUGCUUCUAUAGUGUGCCGCAGGUGAUCAGUGAAGACGCUUGCCGUCGCCUGACACCUCACUGGCCUUGGAAAGGUCUGCUGGUCCACGUGAGCAAAACAGAUAGGUCGGUCAGUUACAAGGAAGUCCGUCCUCUCAAUGACAAGUCAAGGUUGGCGCCAUGUCACCAUGCUUUGAAACAACGCCAUUGUCCAAAAAGUCAAAUAUGUUCGCACUCACACAAUGAUGUCGAGUUGUCCGUAUGGAAGGCUGAAACUUCGGACAGAUUAAAUCGAGCGCACCUCUUAAAGCUGUCGGCGAAGAUUGCCCCGGCGAAAAAGCACGCAGCGUUACCCACGGACGCGAAAGAGGAAUUGCCAGAACGCAUCUAUUGCUGCUUCUGCCUCGUCACCUGCGAAUCGCCGCAACAGUUUGCUGUCCACAAAACAUCAGCAGAGCACAGGCGUAUGAUCGCCAUGGACUCAGAUUUGGAUUGGCAGCACAGAAGUCCACCACUGAAUGUCACAAACGGACGCUACACAAGAUGUAUCCGUGGAGAGGAGUGCGAACUUGGCCGCGAAUGCCCCAGGGCGCACUCGACGGAGGAGCUGCACGAGUGGGAGAGCCGCCUCGAGCUGCGGCAGAGUCGGGCGACGAAGGCUCGCCAGCUGGGUCUGCAGCCCUACCGCGAGCAACUGCUCGACAAGUACGCCUCGUCGCAGGCAGAGGUGUCCGUGAUUGCAGAGAAAAUAGACGAUGCCGCUGUGGAAUGCCAGACAAGCUUGAGCAAAACCUGCCAACUACAGCAUCAUAUUUCAUGGACAUUUAAUGUUACAUCCAAGAGUCCCCUCUCGCAAGUCGCCCUGUUGCAAAGUGACCCUGACAUAAGCUUCCAGCUGGUGGGGCAAGGUCUUGGAGAGACCUGUGUGGAGGCAAAAGGAGAUGUAUUUGCUAUCACACCAGCCACCGACCCUGGCAAAAAUCAAGGGGUGUCCUUAAAUCCUCAAGAUGGCGACAAAGCGAGCCAUCAUGCCAUUGUUCAAGUGUCAUUUAAGGCCACAAGGUAUGGAUCUUACCAGCAAUGGCUGGUGUUUGACUUUGGGAGCGAACCUGUGCUCAAGAAGGAACUCCACGUGGAGGUGGUGGAUGCUGCUGCUAAAAGAGUUGACUUGGGAAACGUGGGUCACGUGCCAGUGAUGAGCACACGGUGGCACAGCGGAAACCGCACUGUUAUGUUGUUGCGAGAUUACUCGGAGGAUGAUCAUCGUCUGCUGGCACGCUAUAAGAGGCCUGCAGUCACACUGGAUCCCCUCGCAAAAAGACCGCUGCCCCCACAGAUCACAGCUGACAACUACCAGCAGAGCCUGCACACAGCGCUGUAUCGUGAGGAGGCGGCACAAGAGACGGUGCUGUCCAGGCUCAAUUUGCAGACCGAAGUGCUGAUCAAAAAGAUGGUACACAUGCCAACGGGGGAGAUAUACAUAGCAUCGACGGGGAUGCUGUUUGCAGAGGUGCCAAUACCUCCACAAAUGGGCCCAGACUCAGAGGAAGGCAUGCUACUCCGGCGGAGUGUGGACGUGGCACUGGUCGCUCUGCCUGGCAGCGAGGAUGGCUCGCCAGUCUACGAGGUUUCCCUGUCCAAGGAUCUCUGCUCCGUCGACUGCUUGCGCCUAUUGCUGCCCGAAUCGGUCUGCCGUGCCCUCGCGCUCGACGACGGCACCAGCCGGCCCCUGGACGUGCAGUUCCAGUUGGACCACCUCACGUUUUGCAUUCGGCACGCAGCGGUCGACCAAAUGGAUGCACGGCUCAUCCUCCCCGACAUCACCAACUGUGCCUUGCCAACAACAAGGCCAGGCAUCCUCCCUGCCACUCUCAAAGGUAAUGACAAGCAGAAGAAGGUGAUCAUGUUUGCAGUGGGGGAGAGAACGUGUGACAAGCCAACACCUCCAUUUCUCAUGUACGGGCCUUUCGGCACGGGCAAGACCUACACUCUCUUCCAAGCAACAGUGCAGAUCCUGGCCGAGCCAAACGCUCGGGUCCUCAUUUGCACCGAGGCAAACAGUGCGGCCGAUCUCUACAUCCAAGAAUACCUUCACGAGUACGUCACGUCUGGCUUCAAGGAAGCAACGCCGCUCCGCAUAGUCUACAAGUGGCGGAACAUGAACACCGUGAGCGAGGUCGUGAGGAGGUACUGCUGCCUGGACCCUAACGGCCCAUUCUUCGCCGUGCCAAGCCUCGAGAUUGUGAAGGCUCACCGCGUGGUCAUUGCCACGUACGCGCAGUGCCGCACGCUGUGGCAGCUGGAGCUGCCUCGGGGCCACUUCUCUCACAUCCUGCUGGACGAGGCGGCUCAGGCACUGGAAGCGGACGCACUCAUCCCGCUCGCCCUGGCCGACUCGAGCACCCGUGUGCUCUUGGCCGGCGACCAUAAGCAGAUCACGCCCAAGCUCUACUCCAUGCCAAAUGACGAUAAGCAGUUCGUCAUACGGACUCUACUCCAGAGACUCUUCCACCAUUACCAGCGCCAGAAUCACAACACCGCACAGUGCAGUCGCAUCAUCCUAACGGAUAACUACCGUUCAAGGCCGGAGAUAGUCAACUUCGUAUCAAAGCAUUUUUACCUGGGCAACCAUGACAAGGACUUUAAAGGAAUCAAGGCUCGGGCCGAUGUUCCUCGUCACCCCGAUCUCUACCCACUGACCUUCUCUCACGUCAGCGGCAAAUGCGACUUUGACGAAGUCACUCGGACAUGGUACAACACCACGGAGGCCCUGGAAGUUGCGGAGCGUGUGGCUAACAUCCUACAAACUUGGCCCGAGAUCCAUGGACGGCUGGAGCAAAGCCAAAUUUGCGUCAUCUCCUAUUACAGCUCACAGGUCAAGCUAAUCCGGUACGUGUUACGGAGGAAGCACAUGGGAUCUGUCAAUGUAGACACUCUCCAAAGCAUUCAAGGGAAGGAGUUCACUGUGAUCGUGCUGAGCACAGUGAGGACGAGGUCCAGCCGGCAGAGCAUGGUGACGGACGGUAACCUGGGGUUCUUGGCAGAUGCGUGUGCCCUCAACACGGCCAUGACGCGGGCGCGUGCCCUCGUGCUCGCCGUGGGCGAUGCCAUGGCGCUCUGCUCCGUGGGGGGCUGCAGCCGCGUGUGGCAGAGUUUCCUGCGCGAGGCUCACGUCCACAGCAGCAUGCUACCGCUCAGCAUGGUGCCUGAGGACAUCGCCGCCAGUCUGUCAGACUUGGCAAGGCUGGAGGGUGUUGAAAGGCGAUCGCAGCUUCCUGGCUUAAAAGAGGAGUCCUGGGCCUCAGGUGACAAUGGUGAAAGUGAUGCUUUAAAUGACCCAAUUCUCUCCGAGUUGCUGUAUGAAAGCAAAGCUGUCUAUAUCCUGACAACAAAAGAAGGCUACACGACAAUUUCUGAGAAAAACUCAGAAGAAGCCAAUUCAUCGCCACCCCCAACAACUCCGGCCAAUCCAGAAAUAACAUCUGGUAACAAAAACAUCCAAAAAAAGUUUAUAAAUCAUUCAAAAGACACACUUCAGGAGCUACUGACAACACAGCCACAUGUUUACAAGCACUGUGAGAUAGUGAUACAAUCUUUUCGGAGUGGCUACGGAAUUCCAAAAGACCGAAGUAUUCCUCCAAUAUAUCUUAAAUCGAGGGAAAGCAUUGGCUGUUCAUUUUCAGGAGAUGAGGUUGUCAUUGAAAUUUUGAGUAAAAAUGCUAAAAAGCAAGGUCAAAAAGCUGCCAAUGUUGGUGAAAAAAACACCAAUUACAGUGGCCGCGUGGUUGGGGUACUUAAUCAGGACGUUGAGCGUCACGAUAGUGUUGUGUGUGGUGUAGAUCUCUAUGAUGCCAACAUUAUGAUCCCCAUUGACAAAUGCAUGCCCAAGAUUUAUAACCCACCUAUCGACAGAAGGCAUAGCCCGAAUCGGAAUAAGGUCGCCGUGAGAAAAAAGUGUCCUGAUGGAAGGUGGUACUUUCAUGAACAUUUAAAGGAUCAAAACAGGAGCAGCAAGCUUUUUCUGGUAAAAAUCAAGAAAUGGCAUAGGAAUUUGCCUUACCCACUUGGUAUUGUGGUUGAUGUCCUGCCUGAGCCAAAAGACGUUCGUGGUCAACUUGAGAUGUUUAAAGAAAAUAGUUUUUUAAAGAAUGCACAUCACAUUCAUUCCAUGAAUACGUGGGAAUAUGAACAAGAUCAUGCAAAUAAUAAUGGCAAAGAUUGCCGCAAAAUAUUCACAUUCACUGUGGACCCGCCAGGAGCCAGAGAUCUGGAUGAUGCAAUUAGUGUUGAAGACCUUGGAACGUGUUUCAAAAUUGGAGUGCACAUUGCAGAUGUAGUGCAGUUGGUAAGGAAGGACAGUGAUGAAGAUACAUGUGCCCAGGAGCAGGGAAACACAUACUAUGAGGAUGGUAAAAGAACCUUCCAUAUGCUGCCCGAAGGCCUGUGUGAAGCUUGCAGUCUCCUCCCCGGUCAAGAUCGUUCAGCCUUCUCACUUUUCUUCACAUUUAAAAAGGAUUCCAGCACCACUGAGCAACUUGAAACGUCCUUUGAACAAACAGUCAUCCGGUCGAAAUGGCAGCUUACAUACGACGAGGCCGAAACGAUCAUCAGUCGCUACGGAGAAAUGCCCCUGAAGAUAAAGUCAUCAGAGGACUACAUCGCAGUAGCCUUUUUCUUUUCACGGAUGCUGCGUCAGGAGCGACUGCAUGCCGGCGCCCUGUACAUUCAGCCGGAAGAAAAUAGACCCAUUGACGGGUGCCGGGGACACAUCAUGGUUGAGGAGUUCGCGAUCACAACCAACCACUUGGUGGCGAAGAGGUUGUUGGAGAAUAAAGCCACCGCCGACAUUACUCCAUUGUGCCACCAGCUUCGACCGGAUUCAGAUGAGAUUAAUAACUACUUGGAAGAGUACAAAUCGGUCAUCCCUUUCUCGCUGAGCCUCACCUCCAUCCUCUCUCCAAUGCCAACAAAAGCUAUUGGAAAUCUGAAGACACCAAGUCAUCUGGAGUUCAUGCAGUUUAUUUGGGAGAAGAUGAAGAAAGCAAUACAGGAUAAGGAUUCCUUCAGGCUAUUUACACUAAUUGCCUUGGAUGACAUGCAUCCUUUUUUGGUGGCUGCAGUGAAGGAAUUCCGUAAAAUUCAGUUUCGCUCAAUGUAUAUCUGCUCUUCUGCACCAUCGACGGAUAUGGGCCACUACAGCUUACGUCUGCCUUUUUACACAAAAUCAACAUCGCCCAUUCGACGCUACAUUGACGUGGUGGUGCAGAGGCUCUUGGCAGCCAUAUCAAUGCAUGAAAGACCAGCCUAUACGCCUGACGAAAUGGAAAUCCUCUGUCGUAACUUCAACGACCUGAAGAAGGGAGCUGCAGACUUAGAAAAAUUGACCACCAAAUUAAAGUUCUCUGAAAAACUUUCAAUUCGAGGGUCGCAAAAGCUGGCACUGAUUUCCUCAAUUGAUGAGCAAAGCAAGAACUUUGAUUUGGUAUUUCCACUCGAUAGGAUUAACUUGCCUGAUUAUUACAAUGUAAAUUUUCAGUCUCUACAGCUGGCCACACAGCCUGUGUUUGACAAAGAUGAAAAUGGAAGGAAAAAUGUCAGCGUCCAGUGGAGAAUCCGCAUGUACUCAGUAAAAUCAGAUGCCAACCAAAUUCCCCCAAUGCCAAAGCAUUCCUCGACAGAAGUUUGUAACGUUAGGUUAGAAUCUUGGGAAAAAGUUCUGUUGGCUGCUAAGAAAAACAAUUUUGAAGAGGCAAGCAGGCUUAUCCAGGAAGAGGACGAGUACAUGGAUAAAAUUGGUGCAAGUAAAAGCAGCACAACUCCAUUAAAAGACAAGGAUUACAUGAAAGAGCAUUUCAACAUCGGGGACGUUGUUCUGAAGACCGGUACUCCCGUCAGGGUGCAGCUGGGAGUAAGGGUGCAACGCGCAUUCCUGUCCCCUACGGUGCAGCUGCUCUCUCUCAAUGAGGCCAUACCAGAUAUCUGCCUAGAACAUGCGGAAGACCCUGUGUCCACGUACAAAUGCCACGCUGAAUUCCAAACCAGAGACCGCUACAAAAAUGUCAAGAGCUAUCAAGAAGUAUGGGCACCAUUGUCUGCAAUGGAAUCAGUCACAGUAGCAGUGAAUGAACACAGUUCUAUAAUGCUAUGUGGCAUGAAGAUCCUAUGGAGUAGCAAUGACGAGAGAGACCAUUCAAAGGGAGGGAUUCCAACAAUGAACAAAGACAAACUGAAAGGAAUGUUUGUUCUCAAAAAAGUUUUCUUGGAUAAGAACUUCAUAAAGUGUGAUUUCAGACACUGUUAUCUUUGCAUUCGUUGCAAGAUCAACCCCACCAAGCGUGCUCAAGAUCAGAAACUCACCAUAGACAGUGACUGGUACACCUGGGUUUGUCAUGCAAAAACGACAGAAGUACACAUUCCCAAAGUCAAUCAUGAUGAGACAUGUCAAAACAUGGAUGAUACUGAGGUGAAGGUGAAGUUUGUGGAAUGCACAAGGUCUAUGCAGGAGAUUCCGAAGGAGAUUUGCAACAAGUAUCAGCCUUACAUUAUUGAACUUAUUCCCAAAUCCAUCACGGAUGUGCGGAAAGAGAAGGCAAUUCAAGCGCUGUAUGACGCUCCCCUUGCUAAGGAUAUUGCCCUUGGCUAUGAUGAUAUAGCUCGAAAACACCGACAUCGAGUUACAGAGAAAAAAGACUUCAACAUUCCAGGCUUUCAACUAAAUAUCAUGCAGACGACGGUUAUAAAACAAUCUCUCACGUCUGCAUUCACGGUCAUCCAAGGCCCUCCAGGCACUGGAAAAACUGUUGUGGGGAUCCACUUGGUCAAAUGGUUCCAUGAAGUCAUCAAAACACUGCGAGAGAACUUGCAAGCUGAUGCCAAGCAUAUCUGCAGCCUUUAUUGUGGACCUUCAAACAAAUCUGUGGAUGUAGUGGCAGAGCAUUUGGUCAAAAUCGAAGACUUAAAGCCUCUAAGAGUGUAUGGUCAACAGACAGAGGAAGAAGAAUUCCCAAUUCCAGGGGAAACUGAUGUGAUUUUUCUAAGGAGCAAGAAAGUACCAAGAGUCAACCUGACUAUCAAAUCCAUCACAUUGCAUUACAAAAUCAGGGAGGAUACCAACCCGUAUGCACAACAAAUACGUAAAUAUGAUGAAAGGAUUAGGAUUUUGAAAAUUAAGAAAGAAGAAAAAGAAAAACGUGAAAGGGCUGAAAAGGAAAAACUUGAAGCUACUGAACAAUCAAUGCAAUCCAAGAACUGUGAAGAUUCUCACCCAAGUGUGGCACAAUUGGAUGAAUUUUAUUCUCCUGAUGGACAAACUGAAGAAGUAAAAGACCUUACACUUGAAGAAAUUAUAGAAUAUAAAAAACUCAUAAAAGAUGCAAAGGUAAUUGAGCUGAAGAAGAGCGACGUCGUUAUAACCACGUGCUCAACCGCGGCGACGGUCAUUCUCCUCAAGAACCUGGAUCCUCGCGUGUGCCUCGUAGACGAGUGUGCCAUGUGCACGGAGCCGGAAUGCCUCAUCCCUCUCACCAGCUACAAAGACAUCGCUCAGGUUGUCCUGCUGGGAGACCACAAGCAACUGCGCCCUUUUGUGCUAAACCGGACGGCAGCCAAACUGGGAAUGGAAAAGUCUAUGUUUGAGCGCUACGCAAAGCGGGCCAUUAUGCUCGACACACAGUAUCGGAUGCAUCCAGAUAUCUGUGAAUUUCCAGCAAAGCAGUUUUACAGUGAGACCAACAAAACUCUUAAAACUGCAAAGGAGGUUUUUGGUCGACCUAAUAGCAUCCUAGGAUAUGCUCAUAAACCCAGCUGCCCAACCCUGUUUGGUCAUGUUGUUGGAAAAGAAGUGACACUGGUGGUGUCUACGGAAGAAGGCAGCGAGAACUCCAAGGCCAACAAAGCGGAGGUUGAACAAGUGGUUCGUCUCGUAAGUGAAUUGAUCAAAAAAGGCUCCAUUGCAGAGAAGGACAUAGCAAUCUUGACUCCAUACAAUGCACAAGCGAAUGAAAUUCAAAAAGCUCUGGAAAAAGAACACAUCAAGAAAGUUACUGCAACCACCAUUACGAAGAGCCAGGGAAGUGAAUGGCGCUACGUUCUGCUAUCAACGGUUCGUUCUUGUUCUCUUGACGAAUUUAAAGCCAAUCCAUCAAGGGGCUGGCAAAUAAGUAGGCUGGGAUUCAUCAUCGACGAAAACCAAGUCAACGUGGCAUUAACCCGAGCAAAGGAAGGGCUCUGCAUUAUAGGAAAUCAAGAUCUGUUGAUGUGCAGCGAUUUGUGGAAGGAGCUCAUUGAAAGUUACCAUGAAAAGGAUUGCCUUGGUAAUGCGGAUAAAAUCAUUGUGAGCUCAGCUAAAUAACAGGACCACACGUUGAUUCUCAUAAUGGAAUUAUACUUUUUUUUAAACAUUAAUCCAAAAAACACGUAUACAUUACAAUGUAUAUUUUAAUUCUAGAUUUGAAGCUUUCGUGACUGCAAGGAUUCAUACGCUUUGGUUCUAUUCGGUAAAGUCACGUAGGUAAAACAAAUUUAAAUAAAUUUAAAUAAAAUGAAAGAAACAGAUUUGAAA
Petromyzon marinus (sea lamprey) is the source of this 9306-nucleotide messenger RNA. RefSeq names its product helicase with zinc finger 2 (gene HELZ2). The record is from RefSeq and is a predicted model, not a curated record. NCBI's taxonomy places the organism in Eukaryota, Metazoa, Chordata, Hyperoartia, Petromyzontiformes, Petromyzontidae. Gene Ontology annotation, molecular function: RNA binding; RNA nuclease activity; 5'-3' DNA helicase activity.